AUGGAGAAGAACACCCCAGAUGAGAUACCGAGAGAACUUUCCAGUCCCACGGACUCCGACCACCCGAGCCAGCCAGAUUCAUCCACUCCGCCUCCGCCACCGUACGUGCAACCGAUCCCCGUUCCUCCCCGCCCUUUAGCGGCGACCGAAUACCCAUGGACAGCGAUCCUGCCGUUUCGGGGCUGUCCACAACCCUCCACAACCAUGUCAAUGUACAUCCCAUCCGUGAAGCGUGGGGCAGGGCAGGAGAAGGAUGAAAAGGACGAUGAAAUUGAGGGGGAGGAGGCCGCCGCCGCCAUCAAGCCACAGCGCGGGGAGGACGUGCCGGAUGUUAUCCAGAGGGGCUUCCAUCCCAGCUUUGUGCACAGACCACCGACGCCGAAGCCGGUGUACGCCGAUUUUGGCGGGCGAUGGGUUUGCAAGAAUGAAAAUGACGACAGUUCCGGCGAUGAGAGGGAAGGGGACUCUCGGGGAAAUUGA
Messenger RNA from Fonsecaea nubica, 480 nucleotides. RefSeq lists its product as hypothetical. The record is from RefSeq and is a predicted model, not a curated record. The coding region runs from base 1 to 480 and encodes 159 amino acids. The transcript has a single exon. Lineage: Eukaryota; Fungi; Ascomycota; Eurotiomycetes; Chaetothyriales; Herpotrichiellaceae.